This is a messenger RNA of Tricharina praecox, 1539 nucleotides long. RefSeq lists its product as uncharacterized. The transcript has 2 exons. Bases 1 to 1539 code for a protein of 512 amino acids. Lineage: Eukaryota; Fungi; Ascomycota; Pezizomycetes; Pezizales; Pyronemataceae. The record is from RefSeq and is a predicted model, not a curated record.
AUGCUUGCAUUGACAGUAAUAAUAUCCGCAGCCUUGAGCUUGGCCUCGUUGGCAGCCGCGCAGACAACGGCCGCACCGCCAGUGGCUGACGGGAAAUACGGCGUCCUGCGCACGCUGGUGAGCCAGAGCUGCCUGCAGCAGUGCUACAUCGGCACGUGCAGCGAUAUCGAUCCGGCAUGCGUGUGCUCGACACUGGCGAACGACGAGACGGCAGCGAAGGCGUGUGCCGAGAAGAAUUGUCCCACCACUGCGUUCGACGCCCUGAGGGAGGAGUGUGUGUCGAGGAGUGCAGAUCUGGGAGUCGUCUUUGCGGGCGAAGGGGACGGGAGUGUUGCAACGACUUCGUCUGCAGCCGCGGCGAGUACGGCAGCCGACACGACUUUAGUGCCUUCCGGAGGGGCAGCGACCGAGCUCCUCCCGCCUUCCGCCGCCGGCGCCUCCGCUGCCGCCGUUGACAGCACCAGCACCAGCACCAGCACCACCGCGGCAACGCACUUCUCAGUCCCCGCGCGGCCGCCCGGGCUCAUCGCGGCAGCGGUGAUCUCACCGAUCGCGUUCCUCGGACUCCUCGGCCUAGGCGUAUUCCUAUUCCGGCGACGGCGGCAAAAGCAGCUGAAGCGCGCGUCGAUCAACACAUUCAUGGACCAAUCCGGGCCGCACUCGCCGCAGAUCGGCGGGCCGCUCGACGUGCGCCACGAGAAGCUGCCGGAUUUCCUGAACGACAUAUUGAGGCAGCCGGAGAACGGCUCGCGCGGCCAGAGGAUCCCCGCUUAUGAGAAUCCGGAAACACUGGGUCCUCCGACGGCGGGAAUGGGGAUGGGGAUCGUGCAGCCAAUGGGAUAUGAGCGCCGAGUUCCGACUUCCCCCCAGCACACGACUAACCACACUCGUGACCCUUCGGUGGGCUACAGGAGCGCCACUCCUGCCGGCAUCUCCGGCUACGAGAACCCCGAGACCCUUGGCCCACCCACGGUAACACGGAGCGGAUCGACGGCGGCCGCAGCGGGGUACGAGCGGCGAAUUGCGGCCUCACUCGCGCCGGGCUCCACUGCGGCCAACCGCAGCCCCACCACGGCGGGCAUCCCCGCCUACGAAAACCCAGCCCUCGCCUACCCCGGCUACCCCAGCGCUGGCACCGGCACCGGCACCGACGACCCAUUCCGCGACCCGAUAACGACUCAGCAGACAUUCUCGUUCCCACCGCCGCCCAGCAGCAGCGGGGGCGGCGGAUCCGGGCGUGGCACACCUGCUCCCGCGCCCCGAUCCGGCCACGCCACACCCGCUCCCGCGCCCACGCUCACGCGCAACUCCUCGCUCUCGGCCAUCUCCGAGCGCUCCCGCGGCUCAGCCGCGCGCCACGGCCACGACACGCAGGUCGAGAUGCGGAUCGCGUAUCGCGCGCUCCGCAGAGAGGUCGGCGAUAAUGGGAGUGAUUGGGGUGGGUCGCAGCAGCACAGCCAGCACCACCAGCACAGCCAACAGCAGAUGCACAACCAGCAGCUGAUGCACCAGCAGGUGGUGCCCAGGAGGCUUAUGUAG